Molecule: messenger RNA, 297 nt
Organism: Xiphophorus couchianus (Monterrey platyfish)
Lineage: Eukaryota; Metazoa; Chordata; Actinopteri; Cyprinodontiformes; Poeciliidae
Source: the annotation of a RefSeq genome assembly
AUGACCCCCGCCCAUUUUGCAUUCUCAUCGGCCUUUAUGCUAGGCCUAGCCGGUCUUGCCUUUCACCGAACUCACUUUCUCUCGGCCCUCUUAUGCUUAGAGGGGCUUAUACUUUCAUUAUUUAUUGCACUAUCCCUAUGGGCCCUUCAAUUUGACACAAUAAACUCUGCAGCCCUGCCAAUGAUCUUACUAGCCUUUUCUGCCUGCGAGGCCGGCGCAGGCUUGGCACUCCUAGUAGCCACUACUCGAACCCAUAGCAACAGCCGGCUUCAAAGCCUGAGCCUCCUCCAAUGCUAA